Mus pahari (shrew mouse) is the source of this 1069-nucleotide messenger RNA. It is a transcript of the gene Eif4e3, whose product is annotated as eukaryotic translation initiation factor 4E family member 3. Gene Ontology annotation, biological process: translational initiation. Gene Ontology annotation, molecular function: RNA 7-methylguanosine cap binding; translation initiation factor activity. Gene Ontology annotation, cellular component: eukaryotic translation initiation factor 4F complex. The coding region runs from base 433 to 789 and encodes 118 amino acids. The record is from RefSeq and is a predicted model, not a curated record. NCBI's taxonomy places the organism in Eukaryota, Metazoa, Chordata, Mammalia, Rodentia, Muridae. The transcript is spliced from 8 exons.
GCGCGCAGCGUGGCCGCCGCCGCCAGUCCCGCCGAGGCAUCCCGCGCCGCACCGGGCCUGACUGGGCUGGGGGCGCCGUUGCGACAGCCGGGAGGGGAGGCAGGGCCCAGGACGCGAGGUGGCGACAAGUCGCGUUUGGCCCCAGGGGCUGUGGGGUCACCUUUUCCUCUCUCCUGCCACCCCAAGGCAUCUGCAUUUUGUGUUAUGCAAUGAGAGAGCACCUUGGCCUGGACCUCAAGCGACCCUCGUUCUAGUUCUGCCUUUGUCAUGUCCUAGAGCAGUGCCCUCAGAUCACUCCCUGGUGCCACCGCAGCCGAGUGUGCCUCGAAUCUGAAGAAAAUCUACACGGUACAAACGGUGCAGAUAUUCUGGAGUGUAUACAAUAACAUCCCUCCUGUGACCAGCCUGCCUUUGCGAUGUAGUUAUCACUUAAUGAGAGGAGAGAGGCGGCCGCUUUGGGAGGAGGAGAGUAAUGCAAAGGGUGGCGUGUGGAAGAUGAAAGUUCCCAAGGACAGCACGUCCACAGUUUGGAAAGAAUUGUUGUUAGCGACCAUUGGGGAGCAAUUCACAGACUGUGCUGCAGCAGAUGACGAGAUCAUAGGAGUCAGCGUGAGCGUGCGGGACCGAGAGGAUGUCGUCCAGGUGUGGAAUGUCAAUGCCUCACUAGUGGGCGAAGCGACCGUGCUAGAGAAGAUCCACCAGCUCCUGCCCCACAUAUCUUUUAAAGCAGUGUUUUAUAAACCCCAUGAAGAGCAUCAUGCUUUUGAAGGUGGACGUGGAAAACACUAAUUGCACUCUGUAAAGAAUUCUUUGUCCUUUGCUGAUUGGUUUUGGAAACGGUCUUAACAGGAGGGAGAGUCAAGAGAAGACUUGCCGAAGCCCGAUGCUGGUCCAUUUAGAGUGGGUUUCUGUCCUUGCAAACCGGGCCAUUAGGACUCAAAGUGGCAGGUGGGGUUGGGGAAGAAUGUGCGGGUUUCUGCCAUCAUAUCACUUGCUUUAAAGAGAAAGAGAGAGAGAGAGAGAAAGAAAGAGAGAGAAAAAGAAAGAAAGGAAAGAAAGAAAGAAAGAA